CGUCGAUUUCCCGUGCUAAGUCAAAAGUAGUUUACCUGUACGUCAGUUAAAUGAUUAAACACUUCUGAGUUACAAGUUUAAUCCGUUUUUAUGUGGUUGUUGUGUUAUAAUGUAAAAUUAAUUGUUCGCGGUCAAUUUAACGCGAGUGCUUUUUAAUGUAAUUAGGUGAAUUAAAUAGAGUGUUUAUUUUGAAAAGUUAUGACAACGUAGUGCAUCAAAAUGCCCAGUGAAAUGUACAUAAUGGACUCUACGGUGACUCUAGCUAAGAGUGUAGAUGACACUCAAGAUUAUAAUCCAUUAAAAGAAAGGAAUGUCACUCAUCCCACUUCGACAGUUGGAUCGUUCUUCAAUCUCCUUAAGUCAUCACUGGGCUCGGGAUUAUUGGCAAUGCCAGCGGCCCUCAAGCACACUGGCCUCAUCCCGGGCAGCCUGGGAACCGUACUUGUUGCAGUCGUUGCUACACAUUGCGUGCACAUAUUGGUGGAGACGUCGCGCGACAUAAGUCGCGAGUGUCGUGUCGCGUCGCUGAACUACACGGAGACUUGCGAGCGCGUUUUCAAGCACGGACCGAAGAAGCUGAGGACGUAUACGCAGUUCGUAAGACAUUUCGUUGACUACGCGAUGGCCGGUGUUUGUCUCGGCGGUACAAGCGUCUACGUGAUCUUUAUCGCCUCCUCGCUCAAAAACAUAUGCGAUUCAGCGUUUCCAGACCACAAAUACUCUGUAGAACUCUACUGCCUCGGUCUUCUGCUGCCUCUGGUCCUUCUGAACCAGAUCAGGCAUCUGAAGUACCUGGUACCCUUCUCAAUACUCGCCAAUUUGUGUCUGGUUGUGAUAUUCGUGAUCACAUGCUACUACACCAUCAGCGGGAUCCAUGAUAGAGCUGAAGUGGAACUGGCGACUAACGUGCAACAAUGGCCUUUAUUUCUAAGUACAGUCAUCUUCGCGAUGGAGGGCAUAAACGUGGUGAUGCCGAUUGAGAAUGAGAUGGCGCACCCUGAGAAGUUCCUGGGCUGUCCAGGGGUACUCAACUCCACCAUGGUCUUCGUGGCGCUACUGUACGCCCUGGUGGGGAUACUGGGAUACUUGAAGUACGGGGAAGAGGUAUUGGGAAGUAUCACACUGAACCUGCCUGAUGAUGAGCCGUUGGCGCUAACAGCAAAAGUUUUGGUGGUGGUGGCAGUAUUCUUCACGUACGGUCUCCAGAUGUAUGCGCCGAUGGAUAUCAUGUGGAGUCGGCUGCAGGGGAGACUCGGCCAGAGCUACUGGAACUGGGCUCAGGUGGCAAUGAGGACCCUGAGUGUAGUGCUGACAGUGGUCCUAGCAGCUGCAGUGCCGGAUUUGGAGCUACUUAUCGGCCUGGUGGGCGCCAUUUUCUUCUCAACCCUGGGACUGCUAAUACCAGUUGUCGUCCAAACUGUACACCAAUGGGACAGAGGGUUAGGUCCGUACCUGUAUGUGGCAUGGAAGAACGCGUUACUGAUGGUUUUCUACCUGAUUGUUCUAUUAUCGGGAUGCUACUCUGCAGUCAGCGCGAUUAUUGAUAAGUAUUAUUGAAUAAAUUGAUAUGCGAAAAA
Aricia agestis (brown argus) is the source of this 1577-nucleotide messenger RNA. RefSeq names its product proton-coupled amino acid transporter-like protein pathetic. Bases 220 to 1557 code for a protein of 445 amino acids. Lineage: Eukaryota; Metazoa; Arthropoda; Insecta; Lepidoptera; Lycaenidae. Gene Ontology annotation, biological process: amino acid transmembrane transport. Gene Ontology annotation, cellular component: vacuolar membrane. The transcript is spliced from 8 exons. The record is from RefSeq and is a predicted model, not a curated record. Gene Ontology annotation, molecular function: amino acid transmembrane transporter activity.